Molecule: messenger RNA, 1188 nt
Organism: Oryza brachyantha (malo sina)
Lineage: Eukaryota; Viridiplantae; Streptophyta; Magnoliopsida; Poales; Poaceae
Product: UMP-CMP kinase 1
Exons: 10
Coding region: 231-956 (241 amino acids)
Biological process (GO): UDP biosynthetic process; 'de novo' pyrimidine nucleobase biosynthetic process; CDP biosynthetic process
Cellular component (GO): nucleus; cytoplasm
Molecular function (GO): ATP binding; UMP kinase activity
Source: RefSeq, a predicted model, not a curated record
GAUCGGCACCUACCUCAGAAUCCGAAUCCUCACUUUCGCUCUCUCUCACAUCGGUCUCUCCGCUACUCUGCUUUUGCUUCUUCUCGAGGCCAUCGCUUCAUAUAUAUGAUACCUAGCUAAUUGCGCCGACGAGUACGAGACCACUAGUUGCCAAGAACGGACAGUCGCCGCCGUUUCAGGGCUUGUUCAGCUUGAACGCCGGCUCAUCAUUUCAAAGGCCUACUAUACUAAUGGCACACACAAACAAGAAUCACACUGAGUCGUUUCCUCCUGGAAAGAAGAUUACAAUCGUUUUUGUCAUAGGUGGCCCUGGCAGUGGCAAAGGCACUCAAUGUGCCAAAAUUGUGAAGCAGUUUGGCUUUACACAUCUGAGUGCUGGUGAUCUCCUUCGUGAAGAAGCAAAAUCUGAAACUGAACAAGGUACAAUGAUCAAGAAUCUCAUGCAUGAAGGGAAGCUUGUGUCAUCUGAUCUCAUCGUUAAGCUACUGUUAAAGGCCAUGCUUCAAAGUGGAAAUGAUAAGUUCCUUGUUGAUGGGUUUCCACGAAAUGAAGAGAAUCGACAUGCCUAUGAAAAUACUAUUCACAUUGAGCCAGAGUUCUUACUGUUCAUUGACUGCUCUAAGGAAGAGAUGGAGCGCCGCAUUCUAAACCGAAAUCAGGGAAGAGAUGAUGACAACAUUGACACUAUUAGGAGACGCUUUGAUGUUUUUCAGCAGUCAACCAUGCCUGUUAUUCAGUAUUAUGAGAAAAAGGGGAAACUCCGAAAGGUUGAUGGUAACAGACAGGUAGAUGAAGUUUUCGAAGACGUGAAGGCCAUUUUCGCUCAGUUGAACAAUCAGGGAAAUCUUCCUGGUCAGCAAGCUGGUGGUUUGAGCAGAACACAAAUGAAUCCAUUCAAACGUUGGUUCUUGGACUUCUUCUGUGGUUGCUUUGGGACUCAAGAAGCAAGAAACUGACUGCCUGUAAAAACGCAAGUGACAUGAUAUACACUAAUAGUAUAUACGUACGGUGAUGGUGUGUUGUGCUGAUUGACAUGUUGAGUUUAGUAGUUUAGCUGUUUGUGAGCUGUGAGGAAAUUGAGUGUGUGCACUUGUUUGUAGAUUGCAACUUCAGAGAUCUAUGUCUGACAAAGGACAUACAAAGCAACUAUGCUGGAUCUCUAUAUUGGGAGCUGUUGUUACUGAUGAA